ACGGCCGACGUAACAAUGGGCAAUCGGGCCACACCCAGUAGACCUUCGCCACCGAACGCUCCUUCCCGAAAUUCUGGUGGCGUGCCAGGCGGGGAUGAGGCGGGAAGGACAUCUUCGGUGGAUCCUCCUCCUCCUCCCUUCCUAUAUAAACUGCGGGGAUCGAACCUUCGUCAAUCAGCUCGAAAUCUCCCGAGUACCAACAACUCCACUUCGUCAAACAUGCAGACUUUGAUCUUCGUCUUGUUGUUGGCCCUUCUGGCCGUCACCUUAGCCGUGCCUUACUACGGCUACGGCUACUACGGUAACUACUACAGUGGCUAUCCCUACGGUGGCUACUACGGUUCUGCCUACUACGGCAACCCCUACUACUCUGGCUUGCUGUGGAAGUAAAUUUCGAGUCCUUUGAUUCCUCCGACCGGCGAAAGAAGAUGAACUCGGAUCCCGCAGUCCACUUUCCUCUUCGACGUAACACUCCGAUUCUUCUGUAAAUUCUUCUCUUUAUUUCAAUAAAUACUUUUUCCGUAUUGAAAACA
Messenger RNA from Centruroides sculpturatus (bark scorpion), 533 nucleotides. RefSeq lists its product as uncharacterized. The record is from RefSeq and is a predicted model, not a curated record. Lineage: Eukaryota; Metazoa; Arthropoda; Arachnida; Scorpiones; Buthidae. The coding region runs from base 16 to 390 and encodes 124 amino acids. The transcript has 3 exons.